AUGGAUAUGGGACUGACAGCAGUCAGGAUUCUUAGUGCGAGCUUCGUACUGGCAACACUACUCAACGGUGUUGCCGGUCAGUCGUCCAUUGGUCUCACCCUUCCCGAGACCGUUAACACCAUCGUGGGAGACCCGGUCACUCUCCCCGCAACGUUUCAGACCAACAGACGUAUCAUUUCCGUAUCUUGGGUGAAGCUACAAACAGAAACUAUCAAGCGGACUUCAGUACUUUCUUACUACCCUUUACUCGGCUCGUCCGAAGCUCACGGUACCUAUCAAGGAAGGGCGGAGCUUGUUGGUCGAGCGUCACUGAAGCUAAGUACAACUGAACUUGGAGAUGAAGGAACGUAUGUGCUGUCUAUUGUAGUACAAGGGCUCGGCACUGAGGAAGGGGCUGUACGACUAAAUCUUUUAGUGCCCCCUAAGGUUUCAGUUGGCCCGUCCAACCCCUACGUCACUUCCGCCGGAAGAACCGCAACCUUAUCUUGCACAGUGAAAAACGCAAAACCAAACAUCACUUCCCUCCACUGGGAGAAAAACAGCGUCAGGAUCGACAGCGAGAAAUUCGACACCAAAUAUUCUGGCGGGAAUCUUCGGUCACCUGACCUGGCCAUCCGUCACGUGACCAGGGCUGAUGGAGGCCUGUACAAGUGCGUCACGAAUCACGUGGUCCGAUCAACGAGCGCAACCCUAAAGGUAGAGGUGCUUUACGCAGCUACCAUUUUGACUGUGUCGGACUCCCUGGCUGCCGUGACGUCAGAGCGCGUCAUCCUGCAGUGCGUGGCCGAGGGCAACCCGCCACCGGACAUCACGUGGAUGAGGAACGGCGUGCGCCUGCGCAGUGUGACGCGCACGGUGUCACAUGACACGACCCGCGCAGGCUCAGUAGUGCUUCAGAACGUGCAGAUGAACGCUACGGGGACCUACGUGUGUACCGCCAGUAACGGGGUGGGGAAGAGCGACAUCAAGUCACUACAGCUGUCGGUCAAAGCGUUUCGCUCCACGAUGGAUGAGAACACCAUCGCCAUCUUAGUGGGAUCCAUCGCCGGCGGACUCUGGCUCUUGAUCUGCCUGGGACUCUCCGUGUACUUCUUCCGACGCCGCCGGGACCGGGCGGAGAAGAAGCGCUUCUCCUUCUACUACAACAUGGGGCGCGGACAGGCCGACGCCACGGACUCCAAGGCCGGGGAGGAAACCCUGGAGGUGACCAGACACCCCAACCUGCAGCCGCCUGCAAAAACGGUGUCUCAAAAGGGUCCGUACGCUGGGAUAGAGACCAUCCGGCGGACGACGAAGGGAAAAGUGAGAAGAUACGCCCAGGUGCUGUAUGCGUACCACGCACAAGAGGAGAACGAACUCUACAUGGAGACUGGUGACGUCAUCGAGGUGUUGGAGGGGGAAGAUGGCGGCUGGUGCCUGGGUUACCUCAAGGGGAGAAUAGGUCUGUUCCCCUCUAACUACGUCAAGUUCCUGUCCGCAUCCCAAGUCUCUGCAGCAAAGAUCCGGGAACUUUACUCUGACGCAAGCAAGAAACAGGGGAAGUCUAGCAUCUGAACUGUCACAAGUAUGACAUCAGACGUAACCAUGGUGACGACAUCAACAAUGGACUAGCGAGAAGAACUGUAGAUACUCUAUACUGAAGGGGGGGGUGAUGAUAAGUUGAUUUAGGGGUAACUGUGUGGAGUACAGAUGAAAUGUGGCAAGUCAUACACAGAAGGAAUGUAAAUUUGUAUCGUAAUCUAAACGUUGUACAGCAAAAAAAAUUGUGUCCUUUAUGUCUGUCUAUCUUACCAAAAUAAGACAACUGUCCUGUAAUGUGGCACUGAUUGUAGUCAUGUGGUGAUGGAGAAGUUUGUGAUAGCUACCCCAUGUCAAGAGAUCG
Branchiostoma floridae (Florida lancelet) is the source of this 1882-nucleotide messenger RNA. Its product is annotated as protein amalgam-like. Bases 1 to 1554 code for a protein of 517 amino acids. Gene Ontology annotation, molecular function: cell adhesion molecule binding. Gene Ontology annotation, biological process: cell-cell adhesion. NCBI's taxonomy places the organism in Eukaryota, Metazoa, Chordata, Leptocardii, Amphioxiformes, Branchiostomatidae. The record is from RefSeq and is a predicted model, not a curated record. Gene Ontology annotation, cellular component: cell-cell junction. The transcript is spliced from 8 exons.